AUGCCUUCCCAAAAUGAUAUCACUAUCCCCUUAAAAAUCCUAGACAAUCCUUUAAAUAAUGCUAGUAAGCAGGUCCAGGCUGACUUCAGUGACUACAGCAUUAGUCCUAAGUCUAUAGGCUAGCCGCAAUUUAUUACAAUGAUUAAAAAGCAACAGAAAUAACUUUAAAUAGAUGCUGCUAAUGAUUAUUAGUUCUAAUAUAGCAAAUAAGCUGCUUUUGAAAAACAAAAUCAGAGCAGUUUUAAGACCAGGAAUGGAAAAUUAAACUCUAUUUCAUAGGUUAGAAAUGCUCUACAGCUCCCACAUAUAAAAAGCUAAAAGAUAUUGUCAAUUGAACUAAUAAAUGAAAAUGAUUAGAAGCAAAGCUUAUUCUCAGGCUCGUAGUAGCAGGUCUAGGGAGGAACUCUUCCUAACAUCAAGCAAUAAUCAAUCUUAAGACUUUAAUCAAAAAGUAAAAAGAUAUUGGUUAACGAAGGCAAUUAAUUGAGUCAAUAGCAUGCUAAUGAAAUUAGAAACAGAUGCAGAUUUGCUCAUCCUACACUUACAACUAGGCAAAAUAUUAUAAAAAAGCUGAGGAUUUUUAAUUUGGAAAGACUAAAGGAAUUGGAUGAGCUAGAUAAAAUGAUUCAUGUAAUUGAUGAUAACUCAUCUCCUGUCAAAAACGAUUCAAAUCGAUUAGAUGUAAACAAAUAAUUUUGUAAGCAUCACAGAAACCCCUCAACAUAAAAUAUUAAGGAAGAGAAAGUAGUACCAACCUUGAUAGAAGUUGAGAAUUUGCAGAAUAAACUAGAGUAAGCUAUUAACAAUUUGAGAAACAAAGAUGUACAUGAAUUUAAUACUGCCAAACAACAAGGAAAUUAGCAACAAUAGACGAUUGAUCCUGCAAACGAUAUCAAGAAGCUAAAGGACACCCUAGAAUUGUUCAAGUCAAGAUCAGAGUUCUUUAAAACUCAAAUGAAAUUUGUUUUGGAAGAUCAACAGAAACAACCUCCCUAGAUUAAAAACUAGCAUUCUUCGUUCUUUAGCAAGUAUAAUAAAAAUCAGAACAGCAUUCUAAAACAUUAAGAUUUCAACUCAUUCAAUAGUCAAUUAAAUUUUGGGGGUCUAGAGUAAAACAGUCUGAUCUUGUAAUCAUUGAACAAUCUCUCAAAAAACUAGUUAUUUCAAAACACAGAUGCCUAAACUUUAAAAUCUAUCCUAGAGGAUGAUCCUAAUUUGAUGAUAGUCUCGAAAAUGAUAGAAAAUACUCAGAGCAAGCAGAAAUACAUACCUAAAUACAGUUAGAUAAUCGAGAUUGCUGAUUAUCAAAAUGUUCAUAAGUUGAUAAACAACCCUUUCAUGGAGAUGUCUGAUAUAAAAUGUGAAUUUAACUUAAUUAUGAAAGAGUAUAAGUAACAAGGAAUUCAUGAAGUAGAACUAGGCAAAGUAUAAAAUUCUAUGAGGCUUUAAGAUGGCAAAGAUGUCAAGGCUAGAAUUGCUUCAUUUAAGCUUACCGGAGUUAAGCUAGACUCCAGUGGUAAAUAUCAUGCUAAAAUGAUUGAUUAUUUACCAUUCAGGUUUCUCCCGUUUGUGUUCUUUUUAAGAGAAGACUAAGCCUAUGAAGUUUUGGCUUAAAUUAUUGAAUGUGAUGACAUUUCAAUUGGCUUUAACACAGCUAGGUUAUAAGAAGUCUUAAGAGGACAUUGUCCGGCUGAAAAGAGAUAGGAAGUUGGGAAGUUUUACAUGAAGAGUCAUUUCAUGGGUGUAGAUGGCAAAAGUGUCUACAAUGUAAAAAUAAAGUAAAUCUUUUAUAGCAACUAAUUGAAUAUAGGAUGCCUAUGA
Molecule: messenger RNA, 1821 nt
Organism: Stylonychia lemnae
Lineage: Eukaryota; Ciliophora; Spirotrichea; Sporadotrichida; Oxytrichidae
Source: the annotation of a GenBank genome assembly